Panicum virgatum (switchgrass) is the source of this 3577-nucleotide messenger RNA. Its product is annotated as cytochrome P450 714C3-like. Gene Ontology annotation, molecular function: monooxygenase activity; heme binding; iron ion binding. The transcript has 8 exons. The coding region runs from base 1826 to 3352 and encodes 508 amino acids. The record is from RefSeq and is a predicted model, not a curated record. Lineage: Eukaryota; Viridiplantae; Streptophyta; Magnoliopsida; Poales; Poaceae.
AAAUGGAGAAUGGUCCCCAGGUUAACAAUGAGGACAUAGAUAGGUGCCUGUUUCUCGAAUUCUUGAUGUUCAUGACAUAUGAGACUAUGCACAACAAUAGAUCCUCAAAGGCUAGACAUGUGCCUGCAGAUAAAUGUUUUGCUCCUGCUAGCAGCAACACGAUCAAGAUUUUGGAUACUGGUUGAUCAAUGAAUUUUAUAACCACAAGAGAUUCUAUCACAGAUGUACUUACAGGAAAGACAUGAUCGGUGCCCUGCCAUAAAGCAAGUCCAACGCAAGGACACUAGCGAUCUACCAUUGUUUUCUUUCAGUUGCUUCAACCAUCACACCUGCAGCACCAGCUCAAAUCCCACUGGCAGCACUACAGAUAUUGCGUCGCAAUCAUCCUCAAGGAAGGCAGUAUCAACCUACUUCAGCCCGCACACGGCUAGUGAGCAGGCCACAUCUUUGAUAUGCUCAGCUAUGCUACAGUCCCCAAACAUAAAUUCUUUCAGAGCCAGUCAACAACUAGAGAGAGGCCGCUCCCCUAUCUCCAAGACAGUUUCAGUGGUUAUGAUGGAAGUUGUCAGUUUUUCAGCAGCGAGCAAGUAGUCCAGCAGCAGGGGUGCUCUGCUGAGAAAAUUGUUGCUGGUCAGUCAAUCGAGAUGCAUCAAGUACUUCCAUUUCUUGUGAUAAUUUUCGAGGAGGAAGAAGCAUAUAUGAUGUGACGCUUUUGGUGCCUUUUGAAGUGCCUAGUGGAGUUUUUACUGCCCGAGUAGGAUGUGACAUUCAUGUAUCAACCAGAGAUUCUUUCAGAGCCAGUCAUCAACCAGAGAGAAGCCCCUAUGCAAGCCAGUUUCAGUGGACAGACACGUCGACUCCUACAAUACUGGUUAUGAUGGAGGUUGACGGUUUUGCAGCAAGCAGUCGUCCAGCAGCAGGGGUGCUCUGCUGAGAACAUUGUUGCUGGGGCGUACCCAGUGCGAGUGCUCCCACGUUAUGUGGGGUCUGGGGAAGGGCCACGGGUGUUAUCUAGCAGCCUUACCCUUGCAGUGCAAGGAGGCUGGUUCGAACCCAGGCUGCCAGGCCACAAGUGGAAAGCUCUACCACUGCGCCAGGCACGCCCUUCAUGUUAAAAAAAUGAUACCAAGCUGUUGGCUAGAUAAUCUAGUCUCCUAUGUCAUGCCAGUUACAGAAUGCAGAGUUAUAUAUACUACUGUAUGGGAAGGUAAAAUUUUGCAAGCAAAGAGCCAGAAAUCAAGGUGCUACAAGUCUACUGAUGAAUACUUGCCAUGUUUUCAAGUUGUAUCUAUCCUGCACCCAGGAUCGGAAAGCGAUCUAAACAAUGAGAAAAGGACGUGAAAUUAAGAAAUUUACAUUCCAGUGCUAAGUAUUCUGGAAGAACAGCUUCCAUUGGUUCUGUUGCUGGCUGAUUUAUUCUUCUUAACAUUAGCUUGAGGUAUUGUUUCCUGCUGUAAUCUCUUCUUCAGCCUUCAUUAUUUCAGUUAAAUUUGUUAUGUGCUUUCAUAGUGUUUGGAAAUUGGAACAGGGCCCAUAUUCCUUUACUCAACAGGAGCAAUGAUGUCACGCACAUGUCCACACAUUGCAACCAUCUGCAUGCCAUUAAUAAAUGGAUGAUAUCGUACAAGUCAUCUGGUGAACUGAUUGUUAAUGGUUGCCAAGGUUUGGAAGGAGCCUAUAUAAAAGUGCAAAGGUCAAACAAGUGAACUCACAUGCUUAUAUAGAGGUGGUUUCUUGAAGACCUAGCGUACUCUAGCAUAUCUGCCAUUGCCUCAUAUCUGAAUAUUUCCCCAGAACACUUUCUUCCUCUCUCUUCCUGUGCCUCAUGGAGGAUUUGCCUGCUUUAACCAUUGCUCUUGUUAUUCUUAGCUUGGUUCUGUCAUACUUGUUACACCAGGUAUGCUUAAGAUCAGAGAACAUAAGGAAGAAACUGAGGCAGCAAGGUGUAAAGGGUCCCAAGCCUACCGUGUUCUUCGGCAACACCGGAGAGAUGAAGAGGAUCCAGCAAGAGCUCAAGAUUGUGCAGAUGCAAGAUGCCAACAAUUACUUGUCCACCUUAUUCCCUCACCUCCUUCUCUGGAGAGAAACUUAUGGCCCGGUGUUCAUAUACUCAACGGGAGCUCUAGAGAUACUGCAUGUUUCUGAUCCAGAACUGGUGAAGGACAUUGGUCGCUGCACGCCAUCAGAGCUGGGGAAGCCUAAUUAUCUAAAAAUUUCUCGCAAAGCCUUAUUUGGUGGAGGUUUGCUUACAGUGAAUGGUGAUGAAUGGGCCUUUCAGAGGAAGCUCAUCGCGCCGGAGUUCUUCAUGGACAAGAUUAAGGGUAUGAUAGAGCUGAUUGAGGAUGCAACUGCUCCAUUGUUGGAAUCAUGGGAGAGCAUUCUCGACAAUGUGGGAGGGAGUAGGGAUAUAGUUGUUGAUGAUUACUUGCGGAAGCUGUCAGCAGAUGUAAUUGCCAGGGUUUGUUUUGGGAGCAGUUUCACAAGAGGAGAAGAGAUAUUUUGCAAGCUUAGGCAGCUUCAAAAAGUUAUUUCUCAGCAAGAUGCCCUGGUGGGACUCUCUGCAUUUUGGAAGCACCUGCCUACCAGUGCCAACCGAGAAAUAGGAAAGUUGGAGGAGGAAGCUCGUUUACUGAUCCUGGAUGUCAUGAAGGAACACAAUAACAGCACAGACAAUGACCUUCUUCGCGUCAUUAUCGAUGGUGCACAAGGUUGUCACCUGCAAGGGCGUGAUGCUGAGGACUUCAUCAUGGGCAACUGCAAGGGCAUGUACUUUGCAGGGCAUGGGACCACAGAAGUCACCAUGAUUUGGUGCUUGAUGUUACUGGCCGCACACCCUGAGUGGCAGGAACGCGCCCGAGCUGAGGCUGCAGAGGUCUGCCAGGGAGGAGCAACACUUGAUGUCGACGCUCUACGCCGAUUAAGAAUCAUCACGAUGGUGAUCCAAGAGACUCUCCGGCUGUACCCUCCGGCAUCGCUGAUGAUGCGUGAGGCCCUGACGGACGUCAAGAUAGGCGGCCUGGACGUCCCCCGUGGAACGAUCAUCCAGGUGGCCAGAUCGAUGCUGCACCAGGACAAGGACGCCUGGGGCCCCGACGCCGGCGAGUUCCAUCCGGACCGGUUCGCCAACGGUGUGGCCGCGGCGUGCAGGCCGGCGCACAUGUACAUGCCGUUCGGGCACGGGCCCAGGACCUGCAUCGGGCAGAACCUGGCGAUGGUUGAGCUCAAGGUGGUGCUGGUCCGCCUGCUGAGCAGGUUCGCCUUCGCGCCGUCGCCGAGGUACCGGCACGCACCCGUGUUCCGGCUGACCAUUGAGCCUGGCUUCGGCAUGCCCCUUGUGGUGACAAAGUUGUGAUCAUCGCUCGCACCCUUGUCUGUAUGUGCUGCAAUGUUUGUGAUGCUACUCUUGACAAUGCGCCGAGUACCAAGCCUACCUAGUGAAAGUAAAACCGGUCAGGCACUCAGGCUGUCAGGCAGCUCUCCUGCAAUUAUGAAUUCUGUCUGUCUGAUUCUGAACCAAUUUGACCUGUCUAUGAAGCAAAAGCGAAAUGCCACGGUGCAUCGUGUACGUUCAAUCUCU